Messenger RNA from Clonostachys byssicola, 1017 nucleotides. NCBI's taxonomy places the organism in Eukaryota, Fungi, Ascomycota, Sordariomycetes, Hypocreales, Bionectriaceae. The record is from the annotation of a GenBank genome assembly.
AUGGCUAAGGUACUGCUUACUGGUGGAAGCGGCUUCAUUGCUGCGCAUGUGCUAAAUGCCCUCUUGCAUCGCGGAUACACUGUCGUGACUACCGUCCGAUCAAAGGAGAAAGGAGACCAAAUCCUGGCGGCACAUACGGAUGGCGUAGCGCAAUCCCGGCUCUCCUAUGCCAUCGUGAGCGACAUAUCUCAGAAGAAUGCAUUUGACACUGCCUUGGCCAACCAACCCGGCGCCCCUUUCGACUAUGUCAUCCACACGGCAUCUCCAUUUCCAGCAAGCUUUGAAGAGCCGUUGAAGGAUGUGCUUGAGCCAGCGGUAAACGGAACCAGCGGUAUUCUACAGUCGGUCAAGAAGUUCGCACCCAGUGUAAAGCGUGUUGUUAUCACGUCAUCCUUUGCCGCAAUGCUUGACCAUAAGUCUCCACCAAAGAUCUAUGAUGAGACGAUUUGGAAUCCUGUAACAUGGGAUGAGGCAGUCAAUGACCACUCAUUGACUUAUCGCGGAAGUAAAACCUUUGCAGAGCGUGCGGCAUGGGACUUUGUUGAAAAGGAGAAACCAAACUUCGACGUUGUUGCACUGAAUCCCCCAAUGGUCUACGGCCCCGUAGUCCAUCAUCUCGGGGGCUUGAGCCGACUGAACACAUCCAACAUGCGCAUCAGAGAUUUUAUCCAGGGCAAACAUAAGGACAACGAGCUGCCGCCCACUCGGAACUACCUCUUCACAGAUGUACGUGACCUCGCACUAGCCCACGUAAAGGCGAUCGAGAUACCCGAGGCUGGGGGGAAGCGCUUCUUUGUAACUGCUGGACACUACACAAACAAGCGCAUCGUGGAUGCCAUUCGGGAAACACACCCAGAGCUUUCGCCCCGGCUGGCCCAGAAUCCCAUUGACGACCUUCCCGCGGAUGUCUACGGCUACAAUAAUUCAAGGACUAAGGAUGUGCUUGGAAUUGAAUUCCGAUCUCUGAAAGAAUGUAUAGGCGAUGCGACUACAUCUCUUCUCGAAGAGGGCGCUUAG